UCUUAUCCUCUGCAUCCUCUUCCUUUAUAUGUACCCUCCCUUGUUUGCUCCAAAACCAUCUCCCUUUGGAUGGAUCUUACCAUGUCAUAUUCCUCUCUCCCCUUGCUCUUCACCUUCUCCCUCCAAAUUCACUUCCUGGUGCCAGCUUCCGGUGAAUUCCUGCCGUUCCAAGAGUGCGCUCCUUUUGUUUGCGAUAAUCAACAAAUCAGCUAUCCUUUCAGGCAUAGCGAGCAACCGAGUUAUUGUGGGUAUCCAGGCUACGAGCUCGGCUGUGACAGAGAUAACCUGACCCUGUCCAUGGAGUCCCUGGAAUAUCGGGUAAUCCACAUGAAUAUGAGCACGCAGAUCCUUGAGGUGGCAAGGAUGGAUUUAUCGGAUGAUAUAUGUCUUGGAAGACAUGUCAACACCACUUUAAACUCCAAUCUCUUCGACUACACUUCCAGUGACCUCACUUCCACCUUAUUCUACGAUUGCAAUUCAUUGCCUUCGCCGAUCCCUGGAUCUUAUCAGUUCUCUUGUCCUGCAUCUCGAGAUGGCUACUUUGCUCCCAAUGUGGAUCUUGCAAACCCACCACACGAGCUAUGCAACUUCAGUGUCCUUGUCCCAAUUUCACCCAGUGAUGACGCUCCAGCUCUACCACCACCAUCGGAGGGCAGCAAUGUUAGUGCUACUAUUAAUCGUGCUGCUAUUAGUUUGUUCUUGAGCAAAGGCUUCGAGAUCACCUGGAUUGCCAACACAUCGCAGUGUGAAAAUUGCACUAUUUCGGGGGGAAGAUGCGGGUAUGACUGGACAAGGCGAGAAUUCAAUUGUUUUUGCUCUGAUAGAGCCUAUCCAAGGACCUGCCACGGAUCUUCGGGGAAACCAGGCAUUUUGGGGACAAAAGCUAUCAUAGGAAUAGCUGCAAUGGGAACAGGAAUUGGGAUCGCCUUUAUUUUAAUGAUUUCCUUCAGGAAGAAACCAAUGAUCAGAAGAAUUAUGGCUUUGAUAAAGCAGAGGAGCGAACAUUUCGAUGACAAAAUGAAAAUCGAGGGACUCAUCUCUUCGAGAAGAUACACCUACAAAGACAUCAAGAGGAUGACCAACUCUUUCAAAGAAAAGUUAGGCCAGGGAGGCUAUGGUUGUGUGUACAAAGGCAAUCUUCGAGAUGGUCAACUUGUGGCGGUGAAGCUUCUAAAGAAGCUAAAAGGCGAUGCUGAAGAAUUUUUCAAUGAAGUUGCAAGCAUAAGCAGAACUUCUCAUGUCAAUGUUGUCAGCCUCCUGGGAUUCUGUUUUGAAGGAAGCAAAAGAGCUUUGGUUUAUGAGUUCAUGCCCAAUGGAUCCCUCGAAAAGUUCAUAUUCAGCAGGAGUAACAAUUUGGAGGUAGAUCAACUAUUGAGUUGGGACACAUUGUACCAGAUUUCCCUUGGCAUAGCUCACGGACUAGAGUACUUGCAUAGAGGCUGCAACACUAGGAUCUUACACUUUGACAUAAAGCCUCAUAAUAUUCUCCUCGACGCAAACUAUUGUCCCAAGAUUUCCGACUUUGGUCUUGCCAAAAUAUGCCCGAGACAAGAGAGCAUCGUGUCAAUGCUAGGUGCUCGAGGUACCCCUGGAUACAUUGCUCCGGAGCUAUUCAUGAGGAAUAUUGGAGGGGUUUCUCACAAAUCAGACGUCUAUAGCUAUGGUAUGAUGGUUCUUGAGAUGGUCGGCAAGAGGAAAAAUAUCGAAGUCGCAGUAGAUCGUACUAGUGAAACGUACUUCCCUCAUUAGGUCCAUCAACGCCUAGAGCUUCGAGAAGAGCUUGGGCUGCGAGGGAUCACAAAUGAGGACGAUGAAAUAAUCGCGAAGAAGAUGAUUAUAAUAGGCUUAUGGUGCAUCCAGAUCGAUCCAAGAGCUCGACCAUGUAUGACCCAAGUUGCGGAGAUGCUGAAGGGAAGUGUUGACACCUUGCAAAUUCCUCCCAAACCAUCCCUGUCAUCACCCUCAAGAUCACUUGCAGCUUGUCCAUGUGAAAGUUCAUCUCUACAAGAGAGUAAUGACUCGAGUUUGGAUUAUUCAAUAUCAAUUGUAUGAGACCAACAUAGUUUGUGAACAAGCAACUGCAAAAUUAAUGAUUAUUGACUUGUUCAUAAAUUUGUGAUCAAAUGUCUAGGUUGAAUUUCUACAA
Messenger RNA from Syzygium oleosum, 2146 nucleotides. Its product is annotated as LEAF RUST 10 DISEASE-RESISTANCE LOCUS RECEPTOR-LIKE PROTEIN KINASE-like 2.1. The record is from RefSeq and is a predicted model, not a curated record. Gene Ontology annotation, biological process: protein phosphorylation. The coding region runs from base 70 to 1749 and encodes 559 amino acids. NCBI's taxonomy places the organism in Eukaryota, Viridiplantae, Streptophyta, Magnoliopsida, Myrtales, Myrtaceae. Gene Ontology annotation, molecular function: ATP binding; polysaccharide binding; protein kinase activity. The transcript is spliced from 3 exons.